Messenger RNA from Carassius auratus (goldfish), 2274 nucleotides. RefSeq names its product Src like adaptor 2a (gene sla2a). Gene Ontology annotation, molecular function: protein binding. The record is from RefSeq and is a predicted model, not a curated record. The transcript is spliced from 8 exons. The coding region runs from base 583 to 1353 and encodes 256 amino acids. Lineage: Eukaryota; Metazoa; Chordata; Actinopteri; Cypriniformes; Cyprinidae.
AGUUUCCAACCACAUAUUUACUUUUUUGACACUCAUGUCGAGCACCCCUUAUCCUCAGGUUGUGGUUGGAGUAUUUUUAACACCCUCUUAAAAUAAUCGAAGGUGCACAUUAGUCUAAGAAAGCAUUAGAACAUUGUGACUGAAAUGGCAUAUGCUUACCUUUCACAUGCACUAUAAUCUAUGUAUCCAUAUCCAUUCAGUGAAAUGUAUUUUAAUUGAAUGAGCUGCUUCUUGCACAUAGCAGUUUAAUUCUGACUAUAGAAGGAUUGUGGAUUUUGAAAAGUCUAAUAACACAGGAAAUUUCAUUUGCAUAUUGGUUUGUUCACCACAACUCCUACUCAACAGAUCACACACAUCAAUUCACACGCACAACAGAAGAUGAAGGUCGCAUCAGCUCUGUUGUGCAUUCUCUAGUGUUGGGGUCUAUAAGUGGAUGCUAUUUUAUACGGCUUAUACUGCAUAUUGUUGGCCAAGAAAAUCAACGUAUAAUUUCAGCAUAUUUGCAGAACGAGAUGAAAUGGAAUAAACUGAGUUUAGUGGGCUUCUGUGCAUAAAUGCAUCAGACAUGGUGAUAAAAUAAGCAUGGGUUGUCUAACAAGCAGACCUUGGCGUCGAUCUUCUGUUCACAGACUGGAAGACCCCGUCUUGAUGUCUGAUGAAUCAUCAGGAAAUCACAUGCACAUGGCAGUGGCCUUGUGUAACUUUCCACCCCACAGGUCUGAUGAACACACUAUAUUUUUAGGAGACAGACUGAACAUUAUAUCAGAAGAUGAUGACAUGUUGAUGGUUUAUUCUACAACAACUGGCACAGAGUUUUUCAUUCCUCACACCUACGUUUCCAAAGUGCGUUAUCGGUGGCUGUUUGAAGGGAUCACAAGGAGAAAUGCAGAACAACUUCUUAUGCUGCCUCCAAACUACUCUGGAUGUUUUUUAAUUCGGGAAAGCCAGUCAUGCCCUGGUUCUUACUCACUUUCCAUACGACAAGAUAGAGGCCAUCUGCACAAUGUAAAGCACUACAGAAUCCAUCAGCUCCACAACGGCUGGUUCUACAUCCACCAGAGCCACUUCUUCUCCACUCUCACACAGUUGGUGGACUAUUACUCACGGUCUUCUAAUGGUAUGUACUGUCAGCUGACUGAACCUUGCAUACCUCAUGACUCCAGCAGAGCUGGAACCCAUAGACCCUCGCCAAUAUCAGUCCAGAGGUCUAAUCUUAACUGGAGAGAUUUGUCCAGGUCAAUGAUUCAAAGGCAGGUAAAGGGAACCGAUCAGGAGAGUCUGCUCAGUGAAGGACUAAGAGAGACUAUGAAAGCAUAUCUUUAUGUCACAGAGGAGUCUAGUUGGACUGAGUGACAUCCAACACAGGACAGAGUUGUAAGACUCUGAUGAAGUUAAGUUAAAGAUGUUUUGGGGAUUUGGUGGGCAUUUUGACCACAUUACAUGAACAUUCCCAGUGUCGUGCAGGAUUAAUGAUGUUUUGCUUAUUGUUUAAUGAUUGUUUUUCAUGUUAUAGUUAUGUUUUGUGUCUGUCAUAGUGUACAGGAUGCAUUACCUUGGGAAACUACAGAAUAAAUUCCUCAGUUGGUCAGUAGGACCCAACGGAAAAAAAAAUUAACAAUACAAACAAAGUAACAAAAUUUUAUAUAACUUUGCAACAUAAUUAUGUAAAUAAAAUUGUGGGGGGAAAAUUGCUAGAUAAAAUGUUUUAAAUGCAUUUAAUUUUCAUUUUCAUUUAAUAUAACAAUAUUUUGAAAUCUACAGUUUUAAUAAUGUGUCAUUUAUUUAGUCAAAAUGGGGCUCAACUUUUUAAUCUGCCUUUUAGGCCUAGGUGAAAACUGACAUAAAUGUUUUGUCAUCAUGAUUAAUAUGAGACUUUAAUUAAAAAAAAAAAACUACUAUAAUUAUAUAGUCCCUUUAAAUGUGGAGAAAAUAAGGCAGCUGUCUCUGUAUUAUGAAAUAAUGGAAUCAAAGCCUAAUUUAUGACAUUAUAUUUAGUUUAUGGUAAAUUCUGUUGUCACAAAAUGGUAGUCCACUGGCCUCUUUCUUUUUAACGACAUUCAACGUUAAAUCUCAACAUUUAGUUUAAAAAUGUGCUAUUAUGUUGAAAUGCUAAAUUAUCUUUUAGAAGGAGGGUCAACAGAUGUUGAUUUUGAUUUAAACGUUUCCUAUAUUCCUGUGUCUUUUCAGCUGUCUGCAACGUAUGUAUUAAAAAAGCUGUUUUUAUAAAAGAAAAAAAACUGAUUUUAUUAUGUAUAUUUGUACAUUCAUGUAAAA